Messenger RNA from Melitaea cinxia (Glanville fritillary), 1380 nucleotides. RefSeq names its product 26S proteasome regulatory subunit 10B (gene Rpt4). Gene Ontology annotation, biological process: positive regulation of RNA polymerase II transcription preinitiation complex assembly. Lineage: Eukaryota; Metazoa; Arthropoda; Insecta; Lepidoptera; Nymphalidae. Gene Ontology annotation, cellular component: cytosolic proteasome complex; proteasome regulatory particle, base subcomplex. The transcript is spliced from 10 exons. Bases 129 to 1298 code for a protein of 389 amino acids. Gene Ontology annotation, molecular function: ATP binding; proteasome-activating activity; ATP hydrolysis activity. The record is from RefSeq and is a predicted model, not a curated record.
AUUGGAACCAAAUUGGAACCGAAUCUUACUUAUCUGUUAUUUUAAUGUCAAAGUCAAACAAAUUUAAGAAUCAUUUGUGUAGGGUGAUUCUAUUUCUAAUUAAACGUUAAAUAAUAAACAUAAUAACCAUGGAUUCUAUGAGAGAAAAAGCAUUUCAAGAUUAUCGUAAGAAGUUAAUGGAACACAAAGAAGUGGAGUCAAGAUUAAAAGAUAUGCGAGAACAGUUAAAAGAUCUCACCAAGCAAUACGACAAAAGCGAGAAUGAUUUAAAAGCAUUACAAAGUGUUGGUCAGAUAGUCGGUGAAGUUCUCAAGCAGUUGACAGAAGAAAAAUUUAUUGUAAAGGCAACAAAUGGACCGAGAUAUGUUGUGGGUUGCCGACGUCAAUUAGACAAAAACAAGCUAAAGGGAGGCACCAGAGUCGCCUUGGAUAUGACAACGCUGACCAUCAUGAGACAUUUGCCAAGAGAGGUGGAUCCCCUUGUUUACAACAUGAGUCAUGAAGACCCGGGUGACGUCACUUACUCUGCUAUCGGUGGUCUGCAGGAACAGAUCAGGCAACUGAGAGAGGUAAUCGAACUGCCACUAAUGAAUCCAGAACUCUUUGUCCGUGUGGGAAUCACUCCACCUAAGGGAUGCUUGUUAUACGGGCCGCCCGGUACUGGCAAGACUUUGUUAGCUAGGGCCGUAGCUUCUCAGCUAGAUGCUAACUUCUUAAAGGUUGUGUCAUCAGCGAUCGUAGACAAGUACAUUGGUGAAUCAGCCCGCCUUAUCCGCGAGAUGUUUAACUACGCAAGAGACCAUCAACCCUGCAUCAUAUUCAUGGAUGAAAUUGAUGCUAUCGGUGGAAGACGUUUCUCAGAAGGUACGAGUGCAGAUCGUGAAAUCCAACGUACACUAAUGGAACUACUUAAUCAAAUGGACGGUUUCGAUUCCCUGGGUCAAGUGAAGAUCAUCAUGGCCACCAACCGACCUGAUACCCUGGACCCUGCCCUACUCCGACCCGGUAGACUGGAUAGGAAGAUUGAGAUACCGCUACCUAAUGAACAAGCUCGGCUGGAGAUUCUCAAGAUACACGCUGCACCCAUAGCUAAACACGGUGAAAUGGAUUACGAAGCUGUUGUAAAGCUGUCUGAUGGGUUCAACGGAGCCGACCUUAGGAAUGUGUGCACUGAGGCCGGACUGUUUGCUAUCCGUGCGGAAAGAGAAUAUAUUGUACAGGAGGAUCUAAUGAAAGCAGUGCGCAAGGUCGCAGACAACAAGAAACUCGAAAGCAAGUUGGAUUACAAGCCAGUGUAAAGUGAAAUGUUUGAGAUAAACAAAUACAUAUAUACAUGUUGUCAUUAAUAUUCAUUUCUUAAUAAAAUUUAGUUUAAACGCC